Molecule: messenger RNA, 1965 nt
Organism: Puccinia graminis f. sp. tritici CRL 75-36-700-3
Lineage: Eukaryota; Fungi; Basidiomycota; Pucciniomycetes; Pucciniales; Pucciniaceae
Exons: 4
Coding region: 1-1965 (654 amino acids)
Source: RefSeq, a predicted model, not a curated record
AUGCACCGCGUCUACUACAUGCUCAGCACCGGCAAAAAAUCGUUGAUGAUUGGGAUGAUUGAGCUUUAUGCAUUUGUCACGGCCCUCGAGAAGGACUGGGUUCAAGUUCGGCGUGGGAUUCCAAUUUCUUAUGGCUCACUCCCGCCAAAGCAAGUGAACGUCUCCCACUCGAUUGGAUGGAAUAAAGCGACCAAGAGACAGAAAGCAGCCUGGAACGACGGUCGGGCCCCAGACACAACAGAACAGCUCCUCGCCAACGCCAAGAACCUGCCAAAACGGGCAAAAUUAGGCAGACCCAAGAAUUCGCCAAACAUCAACAGGGACCCUCAGUCCACAUAUGUCUCCUACGUUGCUUCAAAGGACAGGCUGGCACGCAACCAAUGUUGGUUGGCGGCUGCAUUGGAGUCUCUUUACGCCGUUUACAGCCCUCUCUGGCUACAAGAACCCGGUGGAAAACAGACGGAUUUGUUCUUCCUACUUGUCUCUCACUUCACUACCCGAACAACUUACGAGAUGAAGGAGGGUGCGCAAGUGCGCUCAAUUUUAACUCGGGGGUCCAACAAACUAUUUAUGGAGGCCCAGAAACUAUACCCGGCAAAUUUCAUCUCUGGGGCAUUCGCAUCAUGCGAUCUAUUUUUGGAGAUUGUUUUGGACCCAAAGAGGAACAAGUCGAAGACGCUGCCUAAGCUUUUUCGUGUGCAGGAGGACCGAAUAUUUUCCUGCCCUCUCCACCCUGGGGCACAGGAACAUCCUCGAGGCUCUCGCGACCUAGGUGUCCUCAGUGUGACAAAGUCGAUGUUCGAAUCGAAUAACAUCAACUGUGCCAAUGUUGCAGAGCUGUUCAGUCAGUGGACCACAACAGGCCUUGUUGGCGUUUCCGGACUUCAAUGUCGUCAAUGUAAACAGGAGAAUUCUCAGAUUCAAUUGCCUGCCAUCACCUCAAACUUGCUGCAUGAAAAGUCGAUCAUCUCCGUUAUCAACAGUACACCCCGGCCCCAUUUCAACUUUGCUGGGGAGGAAUACACUGCGGUUUCACGUGGAUUUUGGGGGGAUCUACACUACUGGGGGAAGGUUUUGCGGUACGUCAAUGGUGUAACCGCUGUCUGGAUGCACGACGACAGAGCAAAUGGAGGAUUUGCGCAGUUAGUGGACCGCACGCCGGGCAGCAUUAGUGGUGCACAACCGCACACAAGCUGGAUGAUUUACUCUCGACAGUGGACUCCCAAUGAGAAGGCAUUUAUUGAUACAAGCAUUGCCAACAUCCAGCGCGAUAACCCAGUAGUCAAAGCCGACAAUAUUCCUUUUGUCAAUAUGGGAGCUGUGCUCCAAGAUACAUUUGAUUCAGCUUUACCACAUCUUACACAAGGACAAGCGGCCGAUCCAAAUCCUACCAUGACAAUCACUCAGUUAAAUGGUGAAAGCGGGCCUCAGGAUGGGAACAAUAGAGAGAAACCAGUCAAUUCAACUGGCGAGGGCUUGAAGAUUUGCAUUCGAAGGAUCGAUAAGAAGGCAGCUUCAAAUCCAUUGAAUUCCGUAUCGACCUCAGCCCCAUCUGUUUCUUCCAAAGAGUUGAUGUCUGCCGCGCCACCCGGGUCAACUAAUCUGCCGACAGAGUCUCUUCCCUCUCUUCGUUUGGGCAGCGAGCUUCCUUUUUUGGAUGUUAAGUCCAAGAAAACAACAGGGAAGUGUGGUCGGCCAAAGGCCAGGAAACUUGCAAGCAAGACAUUCAUCCCAAAGCCUUUGACUGAUGCCGACUGGGCUUGUAUAUCAAACACCUAUUGGAAUAACCGCCGGUUGGAGAAGGAGGAGUUAGCUUCAAAUUCCAAACCUGUGGCGGUGAUUGGAUUGAGCACAAUUCAAGGGGAUUCACAAGCCCCAGAAAUACCUCAACUUCACUCUCCUCAUGGUGCACGAACAGGUAGUCAGGCUCUCCGUCGAUCUUCAAGAAAGCGCGGUGCGCGAUGA